Molecule: messenger RNA, 3553 nt
Organism: Oryctolagus cuniculus (rabbit)
Lineage: Eukaryota; Metazoa; Chordata; Mammalia; Lagomorpha; Leporidae
Gene: UBLCP1
Product: ubiquitin like domain containing CTD phosphatase 1
Biological process (GO): regulation of proteasome assembly; protein dephosphorylation
Cellular component (GO): nucleus
Molecular function (GO): protein serine/threonine phosphatase activity; protein binding
Source: RefSeq, a predicted model, not a curated record
UAUUCAAAAUACUUUGUUAACACGAAUUCUCUGAGAAAUGCAAUUGUGUCACACUUUGGCAAUUGUUAAAAUUCUCUACACUCCAGUAACACCUAACUCUUUAAACCCCAUGCAACAUGGUUAUCCUACCAUUAAAAACAAGAACCUCCCUAGGAAGAGUGCUACAUAUGUUGAAAUUAGUGAAGCUUAAAAAAUGCUUUAGCUGGCGGUUGGUGAUUAACAAAACAAGCUACUUUUAUCACAACAGCAAAAACAAAGUGGUCAAGCAGCUGGUUGGCAAGUGAACAAAGCAAGGAAGAGAUUGGACUGAAAAUCUGGAUUUCUUGGUGGUUUUUUGUUUUCUCUUUCAUUUUGGUUUGACUACUAAUAUACAAAUAUUUUUAAUUUGGGAUUUUCUUAUUUUUUUUAGCAAGAUGCUUGAAUUUUUUAAAUUGGCAGGUAUAAUUGCAUUACUAGUACAGUGAGAAAUUAUCCAACGAGGGAGGGAAGGAGAACUAUUAAGACACAAAACUUGGCUCUUUGCUUCCUUUCCAUCACUGCCAAGAAACAAACAUGAAUCAGUUACAUCACUGUCAAGUAGAAGGAAACAUACAGUAAUUUAGGGACAAGGGCACAGUCGAGGACAAUAUCACAAUCAGGGUUUCCUUUCCUUUUCAAAAUUCAAGUUUUGCUUGGCUGUGUACACACUAGUCCAGUGGGCAAUGGCUUUUCCUCCUCUCUUCGUAACAGUAAAUAAUGCCAGUAGGGAGUUCGCUGUAUGGACCAGAUGAGGACUGAUCUGACUUUCCUUUAAAAUCUGGAAUUCCUUUGUUAGCUUCGGUCUUCGUCUCUGCUUGCCUUUGGAGGGAUGAGGGCACGGAGGUAAUUGUGGGUGGGUGGAGACAGGAUACAAGGCCCUACCGUCAUCUCGAUCACAGCUGUCAAAUGAGAUGUGCAUCCUUGGUUCUGAGUCACUCAGGCUUGUCCUUUUCUUUUCCUGACGCACCACUUUCCCCUUGGAUUGCGUAAAAUUCUAAACCCUUCUAAUUACUACUGUUGGUGGUCCUUUGGGCAACCUGGUCUGCUCGUUCGGAACAUGAUACAGCGACAGGAGUCCUGGUCCCCGGUCCCGUGAAGAUCUCAGCACACCUGGACAAGCUAAACCACCUUCCCCACCCAGUUCCGACUCCGCCCAAACAAGAAAGGAGCGGUCCGCCGCGCCCACUCAGCUGGGCGCCCACUGGUGCGCGCAUGCGCAGAGCCAGCACAAACCGGCGCCCACGCAGGCAUCUUGGGUGUCUGCAGAAAGGUCUGUCUCGGAAAGGCCUAGCUUCCUCGUCGCCUUGUACAUGUACAGAACGCUAGAGUGGACAGGAUGAAAAACACGGAAAAGAACCCUUCUGUCAACAUCGCAUUUCCGUCUCAAACCACCCACUUCCGCUUCCUCAGCCGGUUCCGGUCCCGCCCUCUACUUCCGGUUGCCUUCGGUUCCGCUGCGGACGGUCCCUACGUCUGCUGCCGCUGGUUCCGCUCCAGGUAUUUCUCCUGAAGGAAAGGUGCUAACUCAUAUGCUUCCAGAAUGGCUCUUCCUAUCAUUGUGAAAUGGGGUGGACAGGAAUAUUCCGUGACUACGCUUUCAGAAGAUGAUACUGUGCUGGACCUCAAGCAGUUUCUCAAGACCCUUACAGGGGUGCUGCCAGAACGCCAGAAGUUGCUGGGACUCAAAGUUAAAGGCAAACCUGCAGAAAAUGAUGUUAAGCUUGGAGCUCUCAAACUGAAACCAAAUACUAAAAUCAUGAUGAUGGGAACUCGUGAGGAGAGCUUGGAAGAUGUCUUGGGUCCACCCCCUGACAAUGAUGAUGUUGUUAACGAUUUUGAUAUUGAAGAUGAAGUUGUUGAAGUAGAAAAUAGGGAAGAAAACCUCCUAAAAAUUUCUCGCAGAGUGAAAGAGUACAAAGUGGAAAUUUUGAAUCCUCCUAGGGAAGGGAAAAAGCUUUUGGUACUAGAUGUUGAUUACACAUUAUUUGACCAUAGGUCUUGUGCUGAGACUGGGGUGGAAUUAAUGAGGCCAUAUCUUCAUGAAUUCCUCACAUCUGCAUAUGAAGAUUAUGACAUUGUUAUUUGGUCUGCAACAAAUAUGAAGUGGAUUGAAGCUAAAAUGAAAGAGCUAGGAGUGAGCACAAAUGCAAAUUAUAAGAUUACCUUCAUGUUGGACAGUGCUGCUAUGAUAACAGUGCAUACUCCCAGGAGAGGAUUAAUAGAUGUAAAGCCUCUUGGUGUUAUAUGGGGAAAGUUUUCGGAAUUUUACAGCAAGAAAAAUACCAUUAUGUUUGAUGACAUAGGAAGAAAUUUUCUGAUGAACCCACAGAAUGGACUAAAGAUAAGGCCCUUUAUGAAAGCACACCUAAAUCGAGAUAAAGACAAAGAACUUUUAAAAUUAACUCAGUACCUCAAGGAAAUAGCAAAAUUAGAUGACUUUUUGGAGUUAAAUCACAAAUAUUGGGAAAGGUAUCUCUCAAAGAAGCAAGGACAAUAGUUAGAAGUUAUGCUGAUAGUUAUUGAAGAUACUUGAGAUCCAUGAACUUUCUGCUUUUACGCUAGAAAUCAUUAUAAUAGUGCUGGACACUGAAGCAAAGAACAGACUGCUUAUACUUGGUCUUCCAGUUUUUUGUAAAUUUAAUUUUAUAUUUUUUGAAGAUCAUAGCAAUAUGCUCAAAAAAAAUUCCUUUUACCCCAUGUGAAUAUACCGUUACUGUUAAAAAAAGAUUUUCUCCAGCAUUGAUUACUCACUGUUUUUUUUUGUUUGUUUGUUUUGUUUUUCCAGAAAGAAGAGUGGAGAAAAAUGUAUGCUCAAUGUCAUUUUGUGACACAAAAACCAUUUUGUGUUUUUGUCUCAUUCUCUAAGACCAAAUCCAUCUAAUGCUUUUCCCUUUAAAACCAAAAGAAAAAAAUUUUUGGAUAAAGAACAUAGUUUGUUAUGCUUAAAAUUACCAAGAAUUUUUUAUUCCUUUGUCAUGGCCUCAACUUCUGUACCACACUGGUUGCAUCUCUAAAUCCUGAGCUGCGUCACUUAGGUCUGUGUGUGCAUCUGUGUACUUAAAGUAAAACUGGAAAGCAUUAGUUGCAGUACAGCUGUGUUCUAGUAUGAGAAAUAGAAAACCUAAGGCUAAGGAAUAAAACUAAAGCACCGGAAUAUGUGUGUCUUUGAUAGCUAAGUACAAGCACUUCUGCCUAAACCAUUGCCAUAAAAGCAUUUAAAGGCAGUAAAUUUUAAAAUGGGACAAACCACCAGUUCUAGCAAGCAUGAACAAAAAGGUUUUGUUCUGUCGAGUUAUAUCUUGUCUGAGUGCCAAUACAGUUUCAGUGAAAAUAUCUAGCCAUACUAUUAAAAAAUAUAUAUUAUUUGCAAUGCUUAAGCCUGCAGAUAUGUAAUGUGACCACUGUUUUGUGUUAACAGUAUUGCUUUAUACAAUUCCUGUAUUUGAAAGGAAUUGAUUCUUUUAAAUAAACAUGGUGUAUAUUGUUCUUUUGGGACUAUUUCAGUGGUGUAAAUAAUAAAUAUUGUUUCUUAAAA